Molecule: messenger RNA, 5299 nt
Organism: Lepisosteus oculatus (spotted gar)
Lineage: Eukaryota; Metazoa; Chordata; Actinopteri; Semionotiformes; Lepisosteidae
Gene: rhot2
Product: ras homolog family member T2
Biological process (GO): mitochondrion organization; small GTPase-mediated signal transduction
Cellular component (GO): mitochondrial outer membrane
Molecular function (GO): GTPase activity; GTP binding; calcium ion binding
Source: RefSeq, a predicted model, not a curated record
UGAACAGCGUUCGAGUCACCGGAAGCGUCGCUUCUGCGCGUUUCUCCUUGGAAGGUGGCGGAAUGGGUCGCAGAGGAGCGUCAGCCGGAGCCUGAAUUUAAAAAAUAACUCGCAAAAAACCAUAACCGAGAAGCCGACACAGGAGCUCGUCACAGCACAGAAAGCAAGAGGAAACAGGAACCAAAAUGAAGAGAGACGUCAGGAUCCUCCUGCUGGGGGAGCCCAAGGUGGGGAAGACAUCGCUGAUCAUGUGUUUAGUGGGGGAGGAGUUUCCUGAGGAGGUGCCCCUGCGGGCUGAGGAGAUCACCAUCCCAGCUGAUGUCACGCCAGAGAAGGUGCCCACACACAUCGUCGACUACUCAGAGAGCGAACAGUCCGACGAGGUGCUGCAGGAGGAGAUCAUCAAGGCCAAUGUGGUGUGUAUAGUGUACGAUGUCACCAAAGAGGACACCAUUGAGAAGAUCAGGACGAAGUGGAUUCCCCUUGUGAAUGGAGACGCAGAGAAAGGAAAUAAGAUUCCAGUGAUCCUCGUGGGGAACAAGUCGGACUUGCGGUCUGGGAGCUCCAUGGAGUCCAUCCUGCCCAUCAUGAACCAGUUCUCCGAGAUCGAGACCUGCGUGGAGUGCUCAGCCAAGAACCUCAAGAACAUCUCGGAGCUCUUUUACUACGCCCAGAAAGCCGUGCUGCACCCCACUGCCCCCCUCUACGACCCUGAAGAGAAGCAGCUGAGGCCCAUGUGUGUUCGUGCCCUGAGCCGAAUCUUCGCCAUCUCCGACCAGGACGAUGAUGGAGUCCUCAGUGAUGGCGAGCUCAACUCCUUUCAGAAAUCCUGCUUCGGGAAUCCCCUGGCCCCGCAGGCCCUGGAGGACGUGAAAACUGUGGUGUGGAAGAACACCAGCGACGGGGUCCGGGACAACGGCCUCACGCUGAACGGGUUCCUGUUCCUUAACACGCUGUUCAUCCAGAGAGGCCGGCACGAGACCACCUGGACCAUCCUGAGGAAGUUUGGCUACGAUGAUUCCCUGGAGCUGACGGACGACUACCUGUACCCUCACCUGCGGGUUCCCUCAGGCUGCAGCACGGAGCUCAACCACCUGGGAUACCAGUUCCUGCAAAGGCUGUUCGAGAAGUACGACCAUGAUAAGGACUCGGCCCUGUCUCCGCCGGAGCUGAAGAACCUGUUCAGCGUUUUUCCCUACAUGCCCUGGGGCCCAGAUGUCCACACCACUGUGUGCACCAACCAGGACGGGUUCAUAUCCCUGCAUGGCUAUCUGUGCCAGUGGACGCUGACGGCAUUCCUGGAUGUCCAUCGGUGCCUAGAGUACCUGGGAUACUUCGGCUACCCAGUCCUCAUGGAGCAGGAGUCUCAGACUGCAGCAAUAACAGUCACCCGGGAGAAGAAGCUGGACCUGGACAAGGGCCAGACCCAGAGGGACGUGCUUCUCUGCAAGGUGAUCGGGCCCCGAGGAACUGGCAAGACUGCAUUCCUGCAGGCCUUCCUGGGGAAGAGCUUGUCGAAGCAGAAGAGCUCCACUGGCCAGUUUUCCUACUACACCAUAAACACAGUACAGGUCAACAGCCAGGAGAAGUAUUUAAUUCUGUAUGAGGUGGACGUCGAUACGGAGUUUCUCAAGGCCUCCGACGCCGCCUGCGAUGUGGCCUGUCUCAUGUAUGAUGUCACCGACCCCAAAUCCUUUAACUACUGCGCCAGCAUCUACAAGCAACACUACAUGGACAGCCGGAUCCCCUGCGUCGUCGUGGCGUCCAAGUCGGACCUACCGGAGCAGAAGCAGCAGCACGGGAUUUCCCCCGCGGAGUUCUGCUACAAGCACCGGCUGCCGCCCCCCAUGCCUUUCUCCUGCACUGGCCUGGACGCCCCCAGCACCGCCAUCUACUCCAAGCUGGCCUGGGCCGCCAUGUUCCCACACCUCAAUGGCUCUGACCUCAGCGCCACUUCCUUCUGGCUGCGGGUGACUCUCGGAGCGGCCGUGAUCUCCGUGCUGGGCUUCACCGUCUACAGAGCCUUCGUCCGGCAAAAAUAGAGGGCGUGCUCCGGUGAACCUGCAGGACGGAGUCUGACAAGGGGGUGGGAGGAGGCCACAGGAAAUCAUCAGACCUACAGCUUUGAGAAAGGACGAUAAGAUUGACAGCCCGUUUUAACAACACGAUUCUUUCCUGCAGCUUCAGAGCCAGUGAUGAUAGAGAGAACUUUUCACGUGAUCGUUGCCACUACCUGCAGUGGGCACAAACUGCACCCUCGAAGUGUUUGUGUCCGCGUGAGACGGGAAGACGGAAGAGCACAGCCAAACCCCUCCAGCUUUUCCUGUUUUCCUGGUACUGUGCCUAUCGGGUGACACGGGGAAUUUAAGAACAAGAACUUCAAAACGACAUUUGAUGGAUAUCUGGUUAGAUCCACAAAGACGGGGCGAGACGAGACCCGUUUUCAUAACUGUUCAUAUGCUUGUUUUGAAUUUUAAGCAAUCGGGAGAAUUGCCUUCUGGAAAGUGACACGCUUGUUCCAGGGUCAUCUGCCAUUUACAUUGUGUUCCAGGCUGGAAAAGUGGCCAUUUUUCAUUAAUCUGAAAGCAGGGCUUAAAAGUGAGCAUUGCAAGGGUAAAGAAAACAUUCCCCCCCUUUGGAAGCUAGCGAUCAGCUUGACCACCUGUUCGUACAUCAUUCACGAGCUCUAAAAGACAACAUCCACUGUCGCGGAAGAUUAUAACCAUGGAGACGCGACCAUCUGAUACUACAGCUUGACACGUGUCUGCAGUUCACCCGUGUGAAAGUUCAUAGCUUUUCCCUGAUGCUGCGCUAUUGUUGCUGUGAGUUUACCCAUCUAAAUGAGAUCCAUAUCAGUGAGCUCUAAAUGAGGUCUUCUGGAGAGCCAUGUUUCUCCUCGGACCAUUUAAGCUCCACCGGUCUCAGCCAGAUGGAAGAGAAAUGCCGGCUUUGUUUUGGAACAGUGUCUUGGCUCGGUAUGCGUUCUGCACUGGCCUGCAAUUUAUUUAAUUUUUCUACUUGAUUCCUGUUGACAAAGUUCAACUUUUAAAAUUGAAACACUGUUCUUUUUCUUGUGCGUCUCUUUAGGAAUCUGAAACAUAGCCGGCAAUUUACCAAACUGAUCUUUUCCACUGGGUUUGUUCUUGCAACACGAUGCAGGGAUUGUACUGUCUGGUCUCUCUGUUUGGAACCAAAACUGGACAGCCAGUUGAACUCUUUGUCUGAUAAGCCAGAUUGUUCUGACGUUUUGCUCUUUGAGACUUGUUUUCCAUAACCGUGUUUCGAUAACCAUCAUGACUUGACUUACCAUGUGGAGGAAGUCUUGAGCUAUCUGAGGUCUCCGUUGUCUGCUUUCCUAUGUGAGGGCUUAAACUUCGGAGGAAUGUCUCCAUCCAGCGAGCAGAAACCUUAGAUACUGUAAUAAAAUUUACUUACGCCAGUACAAUAGCCAUUGCAUUUCCUGUUUAAAGACAACAGAUCAAACCGGACUGCCCUGUCAGAAGCACACGGGUCAGCUGACUGUUAUUUAUCAAGGUUCUAUUUCAAUUGUGUUUCACUCGUCUCAUCAAAAUUGUUUUUGGUUUCAAAUAUGCCUUUAACAAAGCACUAGUCAGGAUAUGAAAAUCAUUAUAGAGCUUAACACCUCGUGGGCACUUGACUGUCUUUUUCCAACCCUUGAAAGCCUUUCUUCAGCUUGGCUUCUUAAAAAAACAGCAUCUUUAAAAAACAGUUUACAUGGCCUUACCAAACUGAGUAUUGUGUGCUGUGGCAUGCUAUUUCAACCUUGUACUUUUCUGAAUGCAGUAAAGGACAGGCUGCUAUCAGCGGGCUAACAUGUGUCACUGUUGUGGAUGUGCACCAUCAUGUAUGAAGCUCAGUGCUGUACUAUUGGGGAAUGUUUUUUAUUAAGAAGAGAUUCGGGUGAAAUAUACUGUCAGCAGAAUAUAGCUGCUGUUUGCCUGUUUUAUUAGAGCCUGUUUUAGGAGGCUCUUAAAUUCAAUCCUUUUUUUCCCCCAUUUUCUGUAUCCGUAACUAGUCUAGCAACAGAAAAAGCCUCUUGCUCCCUGUCUCCGGUCCGUUCUGGAAGCCGGGACGUAACUGUCCACUGGCGUUGAAGACCCAUUUCUGCAGAUCUGGGCAGAUCCUGACUGAGCUGGGCUGCCGACAUGACAUGUUGUCUUUCGCAGCUUGUGGGCUAGUGCUUUGCGGAAUCUUCCUGCUCCCUCGUUUCUGUGGAUUCAGCUGCUUUUGAUGUCUCGGGUUGCGCAGGUGAACCUGAAAUCCCCGCGUUAGGUACCUGGUCUUGAAACUGUUAGAAGACUUACAAUACGCAAGUAUAGCAUGGAACUGUAAGUGUGUUUCCAGUGGGCAUAGCUGUCUACACCAUGGUUGAUUAAAGCUCAUUUGUGCAAGAGCGCUGAGUUAUUACCAACCAAUGCCUUUUGAUUCGUUGAUUGUUCUGCAAUGCUUUUCUGGAUUUUUUUUUUUGCUUUGCACUGAGAUGCAACUUGGCCUUUCAAAUACCAUGCAACUGGGAAAACAGGUGUGCACACAACGCCGACAACUUGCUGUUGUCAUGCAGUAUCGUACUGUCUGACGUGUCAUCUCAUUGGAAAGGAACAGUUGUCCUCCAGAUGUUGUAUGUGGCUCUUGCGUCGAGUCGGUUGUGUGGGGGGCUUGUGUUGCUGUGGGAAUCGGGAUUAGAAUGGGUCUUUUUUUCCGUAUGUUUUCUAUUAUGAAGUGGGACGUAGGAGUGAUGCUUUUUGAUUCCCUUUGUUGGUUUCAGUUUAGACCUUGUUGGAGACCGGGGUUAUCUCACCACUCAUGUACACCACACACAGUCUUGUCUGCGUUCUCCAGCUCUGUCCUGGCAUGUUUCAGGAUGCCAAAAUAAUUACCCGUCACAAGUAUAUGCUGGCAGACUUCUUUCUGUUGAUUGUUUUUGGUGCUUUACCACCCUUGCUGUAUUCUCUGGGGACAUACAACUGUGCUGGAUGGAAAUUAUUGUCAUCAAUGUAAUGAGCUUUUGGUAAUUCUCUUUGGUAGCACAUUCACUCUGCGUUCCUGCUCAACAGGCUGUGUGCUGUGUAGCUCCUCCAUGCCAAACUAUUUCAGUUCAAAGCACACCUUAUCCCUCUCACCUGUUAUAUACCUGGUUGUGGACUUGGUGUACUUUGUAUUAGUGUGAUCAUAUGUUAAAACCUAAUCUGUAGUGUGCUGAAAGCGAAUGUCAUUAUUUUAGCUAAGCCAUGAUAUUUUAACUAAGGAAACUUUUUUAAAUAAAUUAACGUUUACAGAU